CCCUGGUUUACAGCCGGUCGGUGCAACGUCUUUGGCUAGAAGAGCAACAUUCGCCACAAAUUCGCCUUCAAAACAUCGUCGUAGGCGCCCGUGUCUGAGACGUUGUGCUUGUUUUGCUUUUCAUUCCUCCAGCGAUCCCUUCUUUUCCCUUCCAUUCCACCAUUCUUCCCUUUCUCGCUUUCGCUCCCCCCCUUGCGUCUGCAUUCGAAGGGGCUCAAGUUGGGGCGGAGCCAGCUAGAAAAAAACAUAAUUGUGAGCCGAUUGUGCUGGAUUCUGCGCAGGCGCCAAAGCUGGGGAGAACCCAGAUGUCCAAGGGCUGAAGGGUCAUCGGCAAGGGCUUUCUAGGAGUCAGUUCGUCGACAAUCUGCAGAAGUGAUGGAACAGGCAGUGGAUUCCGGCGCAUCAGUUCUAUCUGACGCCCUGGCUGGGAGCUUUCUCAUCGGCGCACUGAGAGUCUUCUGGUUGCUGUCAACUACUCUUGUGGUCCUGGGUGUUCUCCCAUUUGGUUUCUACCAGCGCUUCCUCCGGAAGAGUGCGGGACGGGGGAAGCUUCGGGUUGUUGAGAAAGUCGAUCCUGGUGCGAAGAAGGGGCCCCUGGCCCGCUUGUGGGACGUCACGGUCCCCCAGGACUACUUCUCCCAUUUCUACCUGGUUGGCUUCAUGAGCACCCUCGGCCUCAUUCACCACACGUUCUAUCCCGAGAACUUCAGGUUCUGGCCCUCACCGUCAGACACACCCCAGCCCAAGAAACCACACCCGUUCGCUGAGGGUUUCGAACAUGCGGAGUCCAUCUUCUUGCUGGCCCUCAUGCUAGUUCACACUGCUCGGCGGCUGUGCGAAAGCACGAUGCUGGAGAAGCACGCCCCGGGGUCCAGGAUGCACAUUGCGAGUUACGUGUACGGCCUCUGUUACUACGUGGCGGCACCUUUGACCCUCUAUGUCCACCGCUCCAAGAAGGUGAAGACGGUCUGGGGCCUCUUCUCCUGGCACGAAGUGCUGGGAGGCCUCCUCUUUAUCUUUGCCAACAUCAAGCAACAUCAACUGGGGCAAAUUUUGGCUGGGCUACGACAUCGGUCAGGCCCCUUCGACAAGAUCCCGGUCUAUAGAAUCCCUCGGGGGGACUGGUUCGAAUGGGUCGCCUGUCCGCACUACCUGGCAGAAAUUCUUCUAUACCUAGGUUUGGUCGUCGUGAGUGAAGGAAAGGAUCUCACUAUUUGGCUCAUGUUCUCCUGGGUGGUCGCCAACUUGACAUAUGCUGCACAGCUAGCAAGACGAUGGUACGUUACAAAGUUCGAGGAUUAUCCUAAAGAAAGAAAAGCAAUUGUUCCUUUGCUGUUCUAGGUACGACAGUGUCACAUUUAUGCAGAACUUGCUGUCCAUUUUAAGUAAGCGAGCGAUUGGCGCUUGUCCUUGCUGCGUUGCAAAGUCAGACCUCUUCGGAGCGCGGCAUGCUUUUGUCUAAGAGUUCCCAAUCCUGAAAGAACUGGUGUUGGAGAUACAUGCGAUUAUGCGGGUGUACGCCCACUUCUUAAUCGAAUUACUCUCAUCCAGAUUAUAAGCCACU
This is a messenger RNA of Klebsormidium nitens, 1564 nucleotides long. The record is from the annotation of a GenBank genome assembly. NCBI's taxonomy places the organism in Eukaryota, Viridiplantae, Streptophyta, Klebsormidiophyceae, Klebsormidiales, Klebsormidiaceae.